GGCUGGAAACGUGACGACAGCGGAUGCCCCUGAUUACGCUUUGUUUGUAAACGACCGCCAUUGCAACUGUAGCACCUACUUUCCAAUAUGGCUGGAAGAAAGAGACGUGGUGCCCCGCUUGAUGACCCAGUUUCUAGCAUCUAUCGCGAGAUGCUUGCUGAAGCUGGUGCGAACUCGGCAAGAGAUGGGCAGUCACCCUUAAAGAGAAAACGGCCUGGGGAGAGAAGCACUCAAACCCCGGCGGCAGAAGGCUCUAGGCAGCAGGAAAACGGCCCCCGCCGAGAAGAGGAUGCUGAAGAAGAAGAAGAAGAAGAUGAUGAUGAUGAAGACGAUGGAGUCGAGUUUGAGGAUGUCUCGCUCCCUACGCCGACCCUGCAGACUAUCACGAGAAACUCGGAUGACGAGGAAGAAGAUGAGGAUGGUGAUGAUGAGGAUGUUCCAUUUGAAGAUGUGGACUUCGAUUUCGAGGCGUUACAAUCCAUUCCAGCUCCUCUUGGUGAUCAGCCCAAGGACCUGAAUCUCAAUCUCACGGCCCAGAAAGAAGCCAUGACUCCCCGCCGCUCCGCAGACAGGCGAAAACCGGUUACGAAGGAGGAGAAGUCGCGCCGAGUCGAGGUGCAUAAGGUGCACCUCCUGUGCCUCUUAUCUCACGUUUCCCUUCGGAAUCGGUGGUGUAAUAGCCCCGAAGUCCAGGACGCCCUGCGACCUUUGCUGUCGGGAAAAAUGAUCAAGUACCUGAAUCCUGGGUCUCAGCUCUCGCAAUUUGGCCGGACAGAAUCCUUAAAGAAUGGCUUGCAGCAAGUCGGUGACAUGUUUCGAAUCAAAUUCGCCAUCACUGAGCGUGGCAUACGGAGAGCGUUGUGGGCAGAAGACAGCCACCAGUUGCAAGAUUACCACCUCCCUGAUGAUAUCGAAUCGACUUUUGCAAAGGAUGACUUCCUGGAGGCCGCAAAGUCUCUCAAGGGCUCGCGGGAUGUCGGUGCCCAACUGUUUUGCGCUCUACUUCGAAGCACUGGCGUGCAGACACGGCUUGUCUGUUCAUUGCAGCCUCUAGCCUGCGUUCCCGGAGCCCCAACUAUGCCGAAACUGAAAAAUCCCAGGACGCCGUCUAAGAGGCCAAAAGCCGAUGAGUAUAGGGCAGCAAUGGCGAUUUACGAGACAAAACAGGCCGAGUCCUCAAACUCUACGGACACGCCUUCGCCUCGGAGACGACUCGGUCACCCCCAUGCGGCUGCAUACCAUGUCCCAACGAUACCCUCGCCAUCCACCGUAAUAGCCCGGGCUCCAGCCAACCCAGCCCGGAAAGUCAUACGAGGCGAGUCCCCCUUUCCAGUCUACUGGGUCGAAAUUCUCGACAUCGCCCAUCAAAAGUGGCAACCAGUAGACCCAUUUAUGACACGCACCCAAUGGAAACCCAAGGCUCUUGAGCCGCCGGCUUCAGACCGUGACAAUUGCAUGACUUAUGUAGUUGUAUUCGAGACGGACGGCAGCGCAAAAGACGUGACGCGGCGGUAUGCAAAAGCGUAUAACUCGAAAACUCGCAAGAUGCGCAUCGAAGGCGUCGGUACCAUCGGCAGUACGGCCGCAGACAGCACAAGCCGCACGAGUGGCGAGCGCUGGUGGCGGCGUGCGAUGCGCAGAUAUGCCAAACCGUGGCCGACAGAUCUGGACCAGAUUGAGAAUAACGAGCUCGCUGCGGACGAGGCGAAGGAGCCCAUGCCGCGUAACGUCGCCGACUUCAAAGACCAUCCGGUAUAUGCCCUGGAGCGCCACUUUCGCCGGCACGAGGUUCUCGUUCCCGGGGCUCAGCCUGCCGGGACUGUGGGCGCCGGUAACAAGGGGGCGCUAGAGCGUAUUUACCGGAGACGGGAUGUCCGCGUUGCAAGAUCCAGAGAUAAGUGGUAUCGUCUCGGGAGGGAGGUCAAGUUUGGCGAAGAACCCGUCAAGUUCCUACCCAGGCGGGUGACUAGGAAGUCGACGUUCGACGAUGACGAAGAUAACGAUAGCGAUGACCCUGACAAGGUCGGAUUAUUCGGAGACGAUGCUGCAGGAACGCCGAUAUACAUGUUUGAACAAACGGACUUGUAUAAGCCAGCGCCCGUUGUACGUGGACGAGUACCCAAGAACAAGUUCGGUAACUUGGAUGUCUACGUGCCGAGCAUGGUGCCAGAAGGCGGCGUCCACGUUGUGCAUGAGAGGGCUGCACAGGCAGCCUUCAUACUUGGCGUGGAUUAUGCACCAGCCUUGACCGGGUUCCAAUUCAAGGGACGCCGUGGCACCGCCGUCCUGAACGGAGUGGUCAUACCAUCGGAAUGCGAGGAGGCAGUCCGAGCAGCCAUUACCGGGCUUGAUGAUCUGGACGCGGAGAUUGAACAAGAAAGGAGGACGCUGAAAGCGUUGCGCAUGUGGAGCAGGUUCCUCAAGUCUCUUCGAAUCAGAGAGAGGAUAUGGGCUGGCGCUGAUCCAGAUGAAGAGGAUCGAGCGGAAGGCACCGAUCUCGACAAAGGCAAAGGCCGGGCAGCUGAUGAGAACAUGGAUAUCGAUGACGCACAAAGCGAUGUCACUGAGGAAUAUUUUAUGGAGGAAGAUGAGGAAGGGGGCGGUUUCUUGAUCGACUGAUCCCUCAUCUUGGGCACGCCGUGGUCAGACAUCGACGAAAAAUGACCGAUCAUCUGUCAAUAUCUCAGGGAGUUUUGAGCAUACGAACUUUGUCGAUCUGGCUUCUGUGAACAAAGAGAUGAGACUUGUCCCACGGCCUCCGCCAACCGAAUUUCAGAUACGAAUGAUAUAUGACCAUUAC
Phialemonium atrogriseum is the source of this 2800-nucleotide messenger RNA. Its product is annotated as Rad4-domain-containing protein. Lineage: Eukaryota; Fungi; Ascomycota; Sordariomycetes; Cephalothecales; Cephalothecaceae. Bases 88 to 2619 code for a protein of 843 amino acids. The record is from RefSeq and is a predicted model, not a curated record. Gene Ontology annotation, cellular component: nucleus; XPC complex; nucleotide-excision repair factor 2 complex. The transcript has 2 exons. Gene Ontology annotation, biological process: nucleotide-excision repair; mismatch repair. Gene Ontology annotation, molecular function: damaged DNA binding; single-stranded DNA binding.